AUGGACUCCGUGAACGUGUUCGACAUUUACAACACUCCUGAGACUUCCGUGGCUCCCCCGAGCAAAAAGAAGGCAAGAAAGAGGCAUCCUGGGGAAAGUAGCAAAGCGCCUCAGGCUAAGAAGCCUCGCAAUGCAGGCCUCCCAGAGGGCGACCCCUCAGCCAAUGCAACUCCACCUUCUCCUCGCGAGCAACAGACUCCCCCUGCUCCAGCUGGAUCGACUCCACCUCUAGCGGCCCCAACCGACCAGACUCAGCAAGUCGGUCCUGCCUCGACUGGGGGAGACAUAACUACUCGCGCCUUUAAAUCGGUUAAGGACAGGGUUGCAAAAAUUGUAAAGCAUGACCGCUGCCGAGAGGCGAUGGACGUCGAUCUUAUCUUAAACCGCACCUUGAACGAGUUUACCAGUGCAAUGCUGACCCUUACUGUCGGCCGUCUCCGCUCGGGUGCUGUUACCGAGCAGGCCAAAUCUUUGGAGCAACGGCACGCUGAUGAACUCAAAGCUGCCGUAGAGAAAUAUGCCGGGCAGCAUGCAGUGGUGCUUGAGGAGAAGAAUAAAUUGGCUGAGGAGGGUAAGGAGAAGCAAAAGUCUUUGGACAAAGCCAUCGAUCAGAGGGACCAAACUCUGCUGAAGAUGUCACUUCGAAGAUCUGCUCACAACAAUGCUAAUGCCUCCAACGUUGCUCCUGAGAGCAAUGAAGCCCCUCCAGUUUGCAGAAGGGGAGUGAGUGCUACUAACCAGAAUGCGCCGCCGCCGGUUGACAACACUGGAGAAAUUGCCAGACUGCGACAGUAA
Molecule: messenger RNA, 795 nt
Organism: Humulus lupulus (European hop)
Lineage: Eukaryota; Viridiplantae; Streptophyta; Magnoliopsida; Rosales; Cannabaceae
Exons: 3
Coding region: 1-795 (264 amino acids)
Source: RefSeq, a predicted model, not a curated record